AUGGGACUUCCCGCGCAAAAGCCUUGCCAGUAUGUAAGGCUGCCUCAUUGCGUACUCUGUGGACAGAAAAUUAGUGGGAAUAUCCCCUGCUAUUUAGUUUUAUCGUUUCCUACACGCAAGGAUCCAGUUGUGACUCAAGCUAUAAGCUUCGAAGGUACUCAAGUGAUCUACUUGGAGGGACUAUCCAUUCAAGUUUACAGUCAGCUGCGAAGGAGAGCAAUCUAUACUCCUGCUAUCCACAGUCUUUGCAAAGCAGCUGUAGUGGAUCUUCCAAUCCCUCGCACCCUUUCAAAUCUUACCAUUGCAACAACACCACUCGUAUGGACUGGGAUUCCGCAAGAGAUUUAUAGAACAUAUGCCUUCUAUUCUAACGCAAUAGCCGCCUUGUUUAAAGAUCCUCGCCGCAAAAAUGAUGACGGCAUGCUUUUGGAAUUGUUAGGAAGAUGCGGAAAUCUGCCAGUCGAGCUGGGUGUCAUUAUAUGGGAUUUCCUUAACCCCAGUGCUAUCCGGUGCUUACUUGCACUGAAUGCCACAAAGAGUAUUUGGUCAUGUCUUCCCCAUUCAACUGGACGUGCGACUAUCUCUUUACAUGGGGAGCUGGUGGUUUAUUUCACAAAUAUCCUGAAGGGGACAUAUAUAUGCGGCAUUCGUCAAGGGCACAUACUUUACGGCCACAUGGGCAAUUCUUCGCUUCUGAUUUCAGUACCAGCUUCUAGUACUGCCUGUGUCUUCAGCUUGGGCACUUACGGACUCCAGAAGCUGAAGUUCUUAACGGAGACUGAAGCCAGUUCGAGCAAUGUGGACGAUUUAGAAAGUAGCAAGCUCUUUCAUGUUGUUUCGUGUCGAAGAACAAGGCCCGUCUGCGUGGACAUUGAUUGGGAUGUCUGGAAAAUUUCUAUGGCUAGCUCUCACGAUAAGUCGACAUUCGGACAUGACUUCUUUUGGCUAUCUCCGGUACCUUGCAGCAAGCUGCACUGGCUCUCUCCGGAGCUAUUCUACGAUUGGCCGCGUCAUUUCGAUUUCGCAACCCAGUCUCGGCGAUAUAUGACAUACAUACCUCUACGAAAGAAUCAGCUGCUGUACGGAAUCACCGCAUUUUGCUCCGAUAAAGGACUUGUUGGUUUGGGAACCCACCAUCGUUCUACAGAACCUAGAGAGCAGCCUUCUACGGUAUCGUGGUAUGGCGAACAGCACGGCUGCCCUAUCCAUAUUCAAUUUGACUGCUCAGAUACUAUAACGUCGAUUUAUGUCUACUGGCAUCAAAGUGAUUCGUUGUACAAUCGUUAUCUUGCUAUUACAACUAGCAAAGACAGACAAUACUUUCUCGGGCCUUCUUUUACGCCUUCGAAAACCAGGAUGCAGAAAAUAUAUGGUCCAGAAGAUGGAGAAAUUCUUGGCCUUUACUAUGAUGUGUCUCCUGGCCUACCUAGCUUCACGAGCUUGGGAACAAUCUGUCAGCCACUUAAGUCCCCAAUGGAAUCAAAACACGAUCUUCAACCACAAAUGAGACAGGCUUCUCCUGUGGUGGAUCUCUUAAACAUUCGCAUAAUCAAAGCUUGCUAUAUGAAUUCUCGUUGUACAGGAAUCCUUCUUUAUUACAACGAUGAUGCAAUACGCAUCCUAGGUCGAUGGUACGAGAGUACGCGGAUACAGCCGGAUAUAGAAGAGAUAUUCUUCCAGAAUGAUAAUGUUCUACGAUUUUACUUAACCUACACUGACAAUCAGUUGAGUCUUAUUCGGGUUAAAGCGCUGCCACGCACUACUCCCCUUGAAAGAGAUAUAGUGUUCCUUGAUAUAUUGUAUGGUAAUGAAAUUGUAUGGCUAUUUUCGGAAGAUUCCGAUAUCAUCUUCUGUGACCCUGAUUAA
Molecule: messenger RNA, 1866 nt
Organism: Aspergillus pseudonomiae
Lineage: Eukaryota; Fungi; Ascomycota; Eurotiomycetes; Eurotiales; Aspergillaceae
Exons: 6
Coding region: 1-1866 (621 amino acids)
Source: RefSeq, a predicted model, not a curated record